Sorex araneus (European shrew) is the source of this 3804-nucleotide messenger RNA. RefSeq names its product deltex E3 ubiquitin ligase 1 (gene DTX1). Gene Ontology annotation, cellular component: nucleoplasm. The record is from RefSeq and is a predicted model, not a curated record. Gene Ontology annotation, molecular function: zinc ion binding; ubiquitin protein ligase activity. NCBI's taxonomy places the organism in Eukaryota, Metazoa, Chordata, Mammalia, Eulipotyphla, Soricidae. The coding region runs from base 973 to 2850 and encodes 625 amino acids. Gene Ontology annotation, biological process: protein ubiquitination; Notch signaling pathway. The transcript has 10 exons.
AGUCCCCGCUGGGCGCCCUGCUCGGGGUCGGGGCUCGCGGGGGUUCCCAGGUGGGCCUAGCCGAGGAUCUGGGGCGCCGGGGACUCGCGUGUCAGCGGCGGCAGCGCCGCGGAGGGCCGGCCUGCUCCUCCCCUUCCUCCUCCCCGCGCCCUCCCCCUUCCCUCCGCCGCGCGCGGCCGGGCCGCCUCCCACCCGCGGGAGCCGCGCGUCCGUCCGUCCGUCCGUGCGUCCGUCUGUCGGUCGGCCGGCCGGCGGAGCGGCGUGUCGGCGCGCGGAGCCCGGCGCCCGGGCGCGCCUGGCCGGGGCGCGGAGGCGGGUGGGCCGCUGCCUCCCACCCGAGGGAGCCGGGGACGCGGCGACGCAGCCCGAGCGCCAGCGCAGCGCGAGGAGGCAGCGCCGAGGCCAGGCGGUCUCGAGCACGCGUGGGGUGGGGCGUGCCCGCGGGCCCCCGCCCCUCCCGGCGCCCCCGCCGGGCCCGGAGCCGCAGCCCGCGCCGGAGACCCCGGGGGUCCGCGCCGGCCCCCUCCCCCUGGCGUUCUGCAGCCCUCCAGGUCCUCCAGGACCCCCGUGGAAGCCGCCACCCCCCCCCGGGGGGCAGGGACGCCCCCUUGGGCAGGAGCCGUCGGGGGGUGGGGCGGGGCGGACGGGGCCGAGCCAGGGGCCCCGCGGGAAGCCGGCGCGGGGUCCGGAGCGCGGCGGGACGCGCAGGAGGUGGCGGCAGCCGCAGACCGCAGCAGGCCGGGCCGCCGGGGACAGGCCCGCGUGGACAGGCCCCGCGGCCGCCGCUGAGCCCGGCCCCGGCCCCGCCCGCCCCGGACGCCCGCCUGGCCCCAGCGGCGCCCGCGCGCGAGGCAUCUGCAGGGCCAGGCCCCGCGCGGGACCCUGCGCCCAGGACGCACCUGCCCGCCGCUCCCGGGCCCAGGAGCUGCUGGGCCGGCCCCGGGGGUCCUGGCCCCUGAGGCGGCCGCCACCAUGUCCCGGCCGGGCCAGGCCGUGAUGGUGCCGGGCAGCGGGCUGGGCUUCCCCCCGCAGAACGUGGCCCGCGUGGUGGUCUGGGAGUGGCUGAACGAGCACAGCCGCUGGCGGCCCUACACGGCCACCGUGUGCCACCACAUCGAGAACGUGCUCAAGGAGGACGCCCGCGGCUCCGUGGUCCUGGGCCAGGUGGACGCCCAGCUCGUGCCCUACAUCAUCGACCUGCAGUCCAUGCACCAGUUCCGCCAGGACACCGGCACCAUGAGGCCGGUGCGGCGGAACUUCUACGACCCGUCGUCGGCGCCCGGCAAGGGCAUCGUGUGGGAGUGGGAGAACGACGUGGGCGCGUGGACGGCCUACGACAUGGACAUCUGCAUCACCAUCCAGAACGCGUACGAGAAGCAGCACCCGUGGCUCGACCUCUCGUCGCUGGGCUUCUGCUACCUCAUCUACUUCAACAGCAUGUCCCAGAUGAACCGCCAGACGCGCCGGCGCCGCCGCCUGCGCCGCCGCCUGGACCUGGCCUACCCGCUCACCGUGGGCUCCAUCCCCAAGUCGCAGUCGUGGCCUGUGGGCGCCAGCUCGGGCCAGCCCUGCUCGUGCCAGCAGUGCCUGCUGGUCAACAGCACGCGCGCCGCCUCCAACGCCAUCCUGGCCUCGCAGCGUCGCAAGGUGCCCCCCGCGCCCCUGCCGCCGCCGCCGCCGCCGGGAGGACCGCCGGGCGCGCUCGCCGCCGUGCGCCCCAGCGCCACCUUCGCGGGUCCCGCGCUCUGGGCCGCGCCCGCCAGCGGCCCCGCCGAGCCCGCACCCACCCCGGGGGCGCCCCCGCGGAGCCCCAGCGCCCCCAGCGGCGCGCCCACCCCGGGCCAGAACAACCUCAACCGACCCGGGCCCCAGCGCACCAGCAGCGGCAACGCGCGCGCCUCAGUCCCGCCGGGGGUCCCUGCACUCCCGGUGAAGAACUUGAAUGGUACUGGGCCCGUCCACCCAGCCCUGGCAGGGAUGACUGGGAUCCUGCUCUGUGCUGCCGGCUUGCCCGUGUGCCUGACCCGGGCCCCCAAACCCAUCCUGCACCCGCCGCCCGUCAGCAAGAGCGACGUGAAGCCGGUGCCCGGGGUGCCCGGGGUGUGCCGCAAGACCAAGAAGAAGCACCUUAAGAAGAGUAAGAACCCCGAGGACGUGGUUCGCAGGUACACGCACAAGGUGAAGAACCCACCAGACGAGGACUGCACCAUCUGCAUGGAGCGGCUGGUCACUGCAUCGGGCUACGAGGGCGUGCUGCGGUACAAGGGCAUGCGGCCAGAGCUGGUGGGCCGCCUGGGCCGCUGCGGCCACAUGUACCACCUCCUGUGCCUCCUGGCCAUGUACUCCAAUGGCAACAAGCCCGCCCCGCCCCAGGAUGGCAGCCUGCAGUGCCCCACCUGCAAGGCCAUCUACGGGGAGAAGACGGGCACCCAGCCACCCGGGAAGAUGGCAUUCCACCUCAUCCCCCACUCGCUGCCCGGCUUCGCCGACACCCAGACCAUCCGCAUCGUCUACGACAUCCCCACGGGCAUCCAGGGCCCAGAGCACCCCAACCCAGGCAAGAAGUUCACGGCGAGAGGCUUCCCGCGGCACUGCUACCUGCCCAACAACGAGAAGGGCCGGAAGGUGCUGCGGCUGCUCAUCACCGCCUGGGAGCGCCGGCUCAUCUUCACCAUCGGCACGUCCAACACCACGGGCGAGUCGGAUACCGUCGUGUGGAACGAGAUCCACCACAAGACCGAGUUCGGCUCCAACCUCACGGGCCACGGCUACCCGGACGCCAGCUACCUGGACAACGUGCUGGCGGAGCUCACCGCGCAGGGAGUGUCCGAAGCUGCGGCCAAGGCCUGAGCUGCCCGGGGCUGCCCGCCCGCCCUCCUCUUUCGCCCCUGACCCGCGGAGCACACGCCUCCCUGCGCCAGGUGUGCCCUGGAGCCCAGGCUGUUUGCUGGAAGGAGCCUGCCGGGAGGCCAGCAGGGCCAGCGGCUCUGACCACGGCCCCGGAGAAGGCGGAGAGAGAGUGCCAGAUGCCCCCCUCUUCACAGUGCCCUGUUGAACACAUGCACGCACACCCACGUGCCUCUACUUACCCCCCAACUGGGGGAGCGACAGAAAGACCCCUUGAUGCCCGCGGAGGGUGCCCAUCCGCGUCGCUGUCGCAUCUCUAUGGGCUCGGCUUGUGGACAGCAGGAUUCAGGUCAAGCUUAGUGGAGGAACCCUGGGGAGGGGGCACUGUGACAUUCAGCCCCCCCCAGUCGCCACCAGCCACUGAUGGGCAGCUGUGGGCGCGUGGGGCCAGUGCCCAGACAAUCCCGCAGCUUUGCAGAGGGGUGGGCCAGGGAGAGGGACCCUGUUCCCUGCCACCCCCAUUCUCCUAUUUUGUGCUUGUCUCUUGCUCCUUGGGGGACCGGAUCUCCUCCCCCCGCCCCUCAUCCCAGGCCUUACGUCUGUCCCAGAUAAAGGCACCGCGCUGUGUUCCUCCCCGCCCGCCCCUCCCCCCACGUCGCCGUCGAUCCUGGCUCCAGGAGCCAGCCGGGGAUGCCCGGCUGAGGCCAGCAGGUUUAAAAGCGGACUGGACAGUGAAGAGUCCCUUUGCCUCUUCCUGGGAGCGGGCCGCGGGGUGGCUGCGGCCUUGGCCAACCAGGGGCCUGUUGCCCAGGCAACGCACCAGCUCCGCCUCUGUGGAUUGGCUGCUGCCGUGGCAAUCAGCCAAGAUUUAAAGGCACGGCCAGCGCCAGCGACCGCUCUUUUGAAAACCUACCAUUCCCACUGUGGGUGGAGAGUAAACGGCCUUUCUCCUCCUCA